Molecule: messenger RNA, 1446 nt
Organism: Setaria italica (foxtail millet)
Lineage: Eukaryota; Viridiplantae; Streptophyta; Magnoliopsida; Poales; Poaceae
Product: atherin-like
Exons: 2
Coding region: 1-1446 (481 amino acids)
Biological process (GO): regulation of DNA-templated transcription
Molecular function (GO): DNA binding
Source: RefSeq, a predicted model, not a curated record
AUGGAGAUGGCGGCGCCGGGCCCGGCGAUCUUCUCCCGCGGCUUCCGCUUCAACCCGACGCCACUCGAGGCCGCCACCUACUACCUCCCCCGCCUCGUCGCCGGCGCGCCGCUGCACGAGGCCGUGCGCCCCGUCGUCAACCAUGCCGACGUCUACGGCUGCGAGCCCGGCGACCUCGCCCGCCAGUUCUGCCCGCUGCCCAGGACCGGGCACCGAUUCUUCUUCACCCACUGCAAGCUGCAGCAGCCGCAGAGGGCGGGGAAGGCCAGUAGGGCCACGCGCGCCGCCGGCUCCGGGUCGUGGCACUCGCAGAGCGUCAAGGACGUCGUGGACCACGCCGGUGUCAAGUUCGUGCUCUGCAACAUCUACGUGUCCCCCAGGGCCGAUCAAGGCUCCGCGGCGCGCCAAGAAUCCGCCGCCUUCUUCGCUCCACCUGCGCCUGCGCCAGCGCCCGUCGUGAUCGCGCAUGCAGCGGCGGCGCCCAAGAGGCCGGCGCCGCAGAGCGCCGAGCCGCCGUGCCCCAAGCGGAUGCGGGCUGCCGUCGCCCCGACGCCUCCGGUCGUGCAGCCGGCGGGUUAUUGCACGGCGUCCUUCGCCCCACCACUGCCGUACCCGUACCCGUACGUGCCUCACAUCGCCGCUUCAUCUCAGCCUCCGCCGCCGCCACUUCCGACCCGUCUUGCAGCGCCGCCGCAGAGUCGCUCGUCGGCGCCCACACCACUGCAGCCGCGUUCGCUACCUAAGCAGCAGGCGCCGCCGCCGACUCUCUCGGUGGUACGUGCCUGCCACAUGCCAGUGGAAGAACCGGCACGUCACUGCCAGCCGCCUCAGCCGUCCGUGCAGAGGAAGCAGAGCACACGUGAUCCGUUUGAAGCCGCUGAGCUGGGAGACGAAGCAGAGGAGGAAAGGGUGGCAGCGCCUGAUCCCAUGGAGUCCCCUGCAGCGCUUGUUGAUCAAGAUGACGACUGGGCCGAGUUGGAAAAGUGCAUGGACGACGCCGUGCCAACAGCCGAGGGCUCGACGGUGAGUGAGGACGAGAUGGACCAGACGAAGCAGAGCACGGGCGACCCGUUUGAAGCUGCCGAACUGAGAGACGAAGCAGAGAAGGAAAGUGUCGCAGCGCCUGGUCCGGCACAAGAUUUCGACAUGGACGAGUUUUGCAGGUCACUAGAAGGAAAUGGCGACUUGGUAAGGCUCUUUGAGGAUGAAGACAACGUGCUGACAGCCGAAGCGGAGGAGGAAGCAGCUGCCAACUCUGAGGGCUCAACGAUGGCUGAAGACGCGCCCGAUCCAUCGUCCAUGGAGGAGUCGCCUGCGGCGGCACAAGAUUUCGACAUCGACGAGUUUUGCAAGUCAGUACAGGACGACAUACGGGCAUGCGAGCUGGACCACUUUGCAUGCUCUUUCGAGAACGAAAGCUUUUCCUGGGAGUAUGGCAUGGGUUAG